CACACUGUUUUGAAAGAUAUGUUCCGUAAUGUCUACUGUUCUAGGUGGAAAGAUACCGAAGGAUUCCUUGACGAUCUAUCUGACGACUACCCGCCUGUCCUUCUCUUUGUAUCUGUCCAUAUGCUGCAUCUCGGCGCUCGGCAUCGCCCUCAGCAUAUUCUUCCUUGCCUUCAACAUUCAUUAUAGAAAGAUACGCAUUGUGAAGAUGUCGUCGCCUCGCCUGAACAACGUCAUCCUUUUCGGUUGUGUACUCCUCUACAUCACAGUGUUCUUAGAGCAGACAAAUAAUGAGCUUGUGCCAGCCCUGUGUCUUUCCAAGGUGUACCUCCUGACGCUGGGCUUCUCCAUGGCGUUCGGUGCUUUGUUCGCGAAGACCUGGAGGGUGCACGUUAUCUUCACGAACGCCACGAAACAGAAGAAGGUCCUGAAAGACAGUCAACUGUUUAUGAUGGUCGGAGUCCUGGUGGCAAUCAACACAGUGGUUCUACUCAGUUGGACCUUCAUUGACCCACUCGAGGUCAUUAACAACGACCUUGACCCAGUUGUGUACGAAGACAGAGACAUCGAAAUACGGAGUCACGUGCAGACGUGUACGUCGACCAAUCAGAUCUACUUUGUUGGUACUCUGUUCGGAAUACAGGGGAUCCUACUGCUGCUGGGGACUUUCCUCGCCUGGGAAACCCGGAAGGUGAAAAUUGAUGGUUUGAACGACUCUAAGAUGAUUGGUCUCUGUAUCUACAACGUCAUAGUGCUGAGCUUCCUCGGGGCCACCGUCUCCAUGACCCUGGGGUCGCAGCUUGACCUCAACUAUGCCUUGACCUCGAUCAUCGUAAUCAUCGCUACAACCGUGACCAUGUGUCUCAUUGUUGUACCCAAGAUCAUUGCGGUCAGGACAAAUAGAGUUGACGUCGUCGAAACUACGACUGCCGCCGCCGCCACUGCCGGUGCAACGAACACCAUGCAAAGCAACGUGCACGCCGCUAAAAUAAACAUUCUGGAGCUCCAACUAAAGGAGAAAGAUAAAGAGAUAGAGCAGCUGAAGGAGAAGCUGGAUAGAGCUCUUGGUGCGGUGGUGGCCAAAGGAGAAGACGCUUGACCAGUACCAGAGGUCAAUGAAUACUGGAAGAGGCCAAUGCUGAGAACUGGACGAUUUCUUUGUUACCAAGAAAUAUGGCAACGUUGAAAUUCUCGACAGGGAACCAGCCUCCUCUUGAUUCACAUCGAAGUGUACAUACUCGCCCUCUGUGUGAGCAAACGAGGGGAUGCCGCUCUGAGCCGAAGUCCGCAAUAUCUUCACGGCGUUCUGUGAGUAAUGGAGUUUAGACAGGAAAACCAGAGCAACGAUCCGUACCCUCUUGGUUACGUUGAACCGCAGUCAUCAAAGUCGCAUCUGGUCGAGUUUAGUCCACCUUCACGACCAGUAGCCUGCACCUGUUUAACCUGCACAUGGCUUCCAAUGUCUUAGGACCCAUAUAUUCUUCCUUCCCGUAAACAUUCACACGGAUAGCUUAGUACUGAGGACAUUGGACCCUAAUAUACCAGUUAGUCACUUUAUAAACACAUCAGACAUGAAAACUAAAUUUACACCUGUGGACUUGAACUUUGUCAUGAUAUACAUGGCUCUGCAUGGCGUUCAUAUCCACCUGGACGGUGGGGUAGUCUAGUGGUUAAAGCGGUCGCUCGUCACGCCGAAGACACGGGUUAGAUUCCCUCAUGGGUACAAUGUGUGAAGCCCAUUUCUGGUGGCCCCCGCCGUGCUAUUGCUGGAAUAUUGCUAAAAGCAGCGUAAAACCAAACUAACUCACUCAUGUCUACCGUACAGAGGCCGCAAACCUGUAUGUCCCUUGCCCAGAGAGAUACGCCGAUGCCAGGUCUCAAAUGCUGUACUAGUUUGAAAGUGCUCAAUAGUGGUAGCUGUUUCAUCAUUGUAAAUAUUGUAUUUCUUUGUUCGACCUUCAGAGAUUGUGUAUUCUUAACGUAAUAAAAUAAUAUGCCAGUCUCUA
Messenger RNA from Haliotis rubra (blacklip abalone), 2003 nucleotides. Its product is annotated as gamma-aminobutyric acid type B receptor subunit 2-like. Gene Ontology annotation, cellular component: G protein-coupled receptor heterodimeric complex; membrane. NCBI's taxonomy places the organism in Eukaryota, Metazoa, Mollusca, Gastropoda, Lepetellida, Haliotidae. Bases 29 to 1096 code for a protein of 355 amino acids. The transcript has 8 exons. Gene Ontology annotation, biological process: G protein-coupled receptor signaling pathway; gamma-aminobutyric acid signaling pathway. Gene Ontology annotation, molecular function: G protein-coupled GABA receptor activity. The record is from RefSeq and is a predicted model, not a curated record.